Molecule: messenger RNA, 2772 nt
Organism: Acanthosepion pharaonis
Lineage: Eukaryota; Metazoa; Mollusca; Cephalopoda; Sepiida; Sepiidae
Source: the annotation of a GenBank genome assembly
AUGUCAAUAAUGACUUCGUUUGCCGACAAUUUUUGGGGCGAGAAGAACAAUGGCUUUUUUGUUCUCUACCAUAACAUGAAACAGGGCCAGACAGCUAGCAAGGAAUUUAUUGAAUUUCUUCGAGAAAGCUGUAAUGUGGAAGAGAAUUAUAGCAAAUUGCUUACCAAGCUGGCUAAGAAUGUUAGUAAUUGCAUUCAAGAAGGGACAUUUUCUCCAUUUUGGAAUUUGUUGAAGUCUCUGGUGGAAAAACUGGCCACUUUACAUAUGCAGUUGGUCUAUUCAUGGUCUGAACUCAUCAAAGAUGUUGUCCGUUACAAUGAAGAACAACACAAACGACAUAAGAAUAUGAAAGAAACGGAAUCUGCAACUCUGGAAGUUGUGCAGUCUAUUCAACAAACUACAACUGCUCUUCACAAAGCCAAAGAAUUAUAUCACACCCGAGUAUCUGAACUGGAACGGCUCAAGAGAGAUGGUGCUUCCCAGAAAGACACGGAAAAGGCUGAGAGCAAAUUCAAAAAAGCAAGUGAUGAAUAUCGGAGUCUUGUUGACAAAUAUGCUGAAGUCAGAAAUGAAUUUGAAAGAAAAAUGUCUAUAUCUUGCGAUCAAUUUCAACAACUGGAAGAAGAACAUGUCAGUCAAAUGAAAGAUUUUAUUGAUACAUAUUCCAAGGCCUGGGAGAAUGAACAUAUCUUGUUAGGCCAGGUGCAUACAGAGUUCCGAAGUAACUGUGAUCAAAUGACAGUCCACAAAAUGAUAGAAACAUUUAUCAAAUCCAAGUCUACAGGUCUGGAAAAACCAGGUCCAAAAGAGUUUGUGGAACCGGACUUGUCCUGCCUGCCUGUUCCUCGUCCUUUGUCUCCUGAAACAGUUAACAAAAAAGAUAGUUCACUGGAAGUGGAUAAAAGACAAAAGAAAGAAGACUCCAGCGGGAGUCCAAGUCCUGUGUUAGCUGAGGCCCAGCCGGGACCCUUGAGCCGCAGUGUCAAGUUGAGAGUGUCUCGAACAUGGUUCCUGAAAUCGAAAAGGGACAAAAAGAAAGAAAAUAAAAAGAAGAAAAAACGAGAUAAAGAUGAAAAUUUAGAAACAGAUAGCAGUAAUGGACAGACUGUGCCAGAUGUGGAUGAUGAAGGUUAUAGUCGACAGCCAGAAACUUUAUUUGAUGAUAUCCUUAUUGAGAUGAAUUCUACGAGUUGGAAUUCCAGUGAAAGUGAUAGUGAUUCAGAAGGAGAUCCAGAUGUAAAAAAAAAAAUCAAGGUUGCAAUCCGCCCACUGAGCCCAAAUGGGACGCCGACAGGAACCGUGGAAGACAUCAGAGCCUCCAUUGAAGGAUUACGACUAUCGCCCACAGUCACACAUCGGAAACGUAGUCAGACGCCUAUAGACAAAAAGAUGAAACGAUCACAGUCAGAAUCCGACACACUUGACCCUAGCAAGCCCAGCCAUGACCUUCUUAAACUGGACCUGUUCAAUUCUAGUGCUGCAUCCACACCUACUGGUGGCAACACUUACAAUCUUCCUUCUCCACUGGUGUCUUCACGAGCGGAUGGUACUUCACACACCUCCAAUAGUGGCUCAACUACAACGUUAUCAAGUUCUAAUGCUAGUGAUGCGGCUGGUGGUUCAAAUCAAACAAAUCAAGACACAUGUAUACUGCCUGCUCCUCCCAGUUCCAAAGUAGUUGGCACUUCUAGUCAGGCCACAUCCCCAGUUGGUUCUGCAGCCGCUGCUGCUACUACUGCUGUCCACCCUAGUUUCCCCCUCCCACCUCGACCACCAUCACGCACCAAGACUCCACUCCCACAGGUGCCUCUACGUCCUGGCCGCAUGAGUCCAGCUACCCUGAUCUCUCCUCCUGACAGUUCUGGUUCCAUGUUCAACACAACUUCCUCAUUAGGCUCUUCACGGGGUUCUAGUCCCCUCACUCUAGGGAUGGCUGAUGUCAUUCCUAUGGCCGUGGCCUUCACAGAGAAUAUCAAUGCCAAUUUCAAGGGAACAGAUGCCACAAAAUGCACUGUAUCACUGACAGGUAAUUUAAUGAUGUCCUUCCCUGCUGGAAUCAUCAAAGUGCUGACAGAAAACCCGUCUCCAUCCAUGCUUAGUUUUCGAGUUACUGGUGCUGCACGUUUGGAGCAUGUCCGAAUCAAUACUCAGUUGAUAUCUCAGGAUACUUUGCAGAGCACAUCAGAAAGUUUUACAUACAUUUUUGAUAUGACUGCGCUGACAGAACAUCUUCGUGCAGAGGGAGAGAUGAAUAAGUCAGCAUCUUAUUUUAACGUAGACAUAUUGAAAUAUCAGGUAAAAACCUUACCAGGUGUUGAUAACACCCCGUUGCCUUUGGUGGUAUACUGGAAGUGCACCCCAACAGAUACAAAUUAUCGGCUGGAUUAUAAAUAUAAUCCAAGCCCUAUGUCACUGCCUGUCACGCUGAAGAAUAUUCAAGUAACUGUUCCUGUUGAUGGUCAGGUAUCCAGUAUGCAAAGUAUCCCUACAGGAAACUGGAAUUUAGAGGAAAAGCGUGCCACAUGGAAACUGUCAGACAUCUCUGAAUUGAGUGAGAAUGGUUGCCAAGGUUGCAUUCGGGCCAAAUUUGACACUAGCAAUGGACCAAACAAUCCUUUGCCCACUGCCCUACAAUUCAUUGCUGAAGGAGCCACACUUUCAGGGCUGGACUUUGAACUCGUUGGCUUUGGUUAUAGACUCUCUUUGGUGAAAAAGAGAUUUGGCACAGGCAAGUAUGUUGUGGAGCCAGACCCCGAUAUAAAGUACCCCUAA